Molecule: messenger RNA, 807 nt
Organism: Chironomus riparius
Lineage: Eukaryota; Metazoa; Arthropoda; Insecta; Diptera; Chironomidae
Source: the annotation of a GenBank genome assembly
AAACUAUUUACAAGCACAAUACUUCAAAGAGACCCGUGAAAAUGAGUGUGGACUUAAUUGAAGCAUUUUUGAAGAAAGAAGGCAGACCGUUGAAUCUAAAUGAUAUCCAUUCGAAAGGAUUCAAAGACAUUCCAAAGAACAGCUUGAAGAAUUCAUUGGAUGUACUAGUUAAGAAGAAUAAAAUCAUAUCCAAGCAAAAUAUUUAUUGCUACAAUUUUAAGAACCAGAAAGUGAAUCAUGACGUACAAGAAGUCAAUCUACGAAUCAAGAAAUAUACAAAGAAAGUAAAAGAAAAAGAAGAAGAAAUCAAAAAUCUAAGAGAAGUGCUGAAUAACAAUAAUGAGGAAAUUCCAAUGCCCGUCCUUGAGAAAGAACAUACAGCACUAGCCGAACGAAAUAAAGAGCUUGAAAUUAAAGUUGAUGCUUUGAAGAAGCGUAAUGAAACGACGGUUCAACUGAAUCCAUCGGAUUUACAUGCUAUGAGAAUGAAAUAUGAUACAUGCUUGAGAGAAUUUAACAAAAGAAAAAUUAUCGGAGUCACAAUGUUGGGACAAAUUAUGGAUAAAGUCAGUUCUUCAAAGUCGAAACAAGCUAUUCUGGAAGAGGUAGAUGUUGAAACAGAUGAAAUGACGGGAUUUAAUAUCAGUAAUUACCAAAUAUCUAACAACAAGAAGAUUUCAGCAUAAAUUGAUAAUUGCCGCACAAACUCUCCCCAUAUUAAUUCUCAUCUUCUACCAGCUUUAUGCUUCAUAGUAUAUAUUCCUAUGUAUGAUAAUAAAACUAAACAAAUUGAAUGAGUUUGAACAG